This is a messenger RNA of Prinia subflava (tawny-flanked prinia), 2925 nucleotides long. RefSeq names its product F-box and WD repeat domain containing 11 (gene FBXW11). Gene Ontology annotation, molecular function: protein dimerization activity. The transcript has 15 exons. The coding region runs from base 336 to 1868 and encodes 510 amino acids. NCBI's taxonomy places the organism in Eukaryota, Metazoa, Chordata, Aves, Passeriformes, Cisticolidae. The record is from RefSeq and is a predicted model, not a curated record.
GCGGGCGGGCCGCGGCGGGGCCUGGCGGGCGCGGGGCGGCGGCGGCGGGGCCGGGCCGGGCCGGGCGGGCGGAGCGGAGCGGCCGCCGCGAUGGAGCCCGACUCGGUUAUCGAGGACAAGACCAUCGAGCUCAUGACAAGUCUGAGAAGGAAAACCCAUUCGAAUCCCCUUUCAUUCUGGAUUGGUGGAUCUGAAGCCCAGAAACAAAGUUUCAGCAUUGACUGUGUGUAGCAAACACACACUUUGAUCUUCAGGAGCAGAGUGGGACAACGUUAUCCAUCAGCCUCCUGUGAAUUCAGUGUCCUAUCUAGAGCAUCGCUGUGAACACGUCAGUAAUGGAGGAUCAGAAUGAAGAUGAGUCUCCAAAGAAAAAUACCCUGUGGCAGAUAAGUAAUGGAACUUCAUCUGUGAUUGUCUCAAGAAAAAGACCAUCGGAAGGAAACUACGAAAAGGAAAAAGACUUGUGUAUAAAAUAUUUUGACCAGUGGUCUGAAUCAGAUCAAGUGGAAUUUGUGGAACACCUCAUUUCCCGAAUGUGUCACUAUCAGCAUGGACAUAUUAACUCUUACCUGAAGCCCAUGUUACAGCGGGACUUCAUCACUGCGCUGCCAGAGCAAGGCUUAGAUCACAUAGCAGAAAACAUCCUUUCCUAUCUCGAUGCCAGAUCCCUGUGUGCAGCAGAGCUGGUGUGUAAGGAGUGGCAGAGGGUCAUCUCGGAGGGGAUGCUAUGGAAAAAGCUCAUUGAGAGAAUGGUACGCACAGACCCGCUCUGGAAGGGGCUCUCGGAGAGGAGGGGUUGGGAUCAGUACCUGUUCAAAAACAGACCAACAGAUGGGCCCCCCAAUUCGUUUUACAGAUCCUUAUACCCAAAGAUAAUCCAGGAUAUAGAGACUAUAGAAUCCAACUGGAGGUGUGGGAGGCACAACUUGCAAAGGAUCCAGUGCCGCUCUGAGAACAGCAAAGGGGUCUACUGUUUACAGUAUGAUGAUGAGAAGAUCAUCAGUGGCCUACGAGAUAACUCCAUUAAGAUUUGGGACAAAACAAGCUUGGAAUGUUUGAAAGUAUUAACGGGACAUACCGGCUCAGUUCUUUGUCUGCAAUAUGAUGAAAGAGUUAUUGUAACUGGAUCUUCAGAUUCUACAGUGAGAGUCUGGGAUGUGAACACCGGGGAAGUUCUGAACACGCUGAUCCACCACAACGAGGCCGUGCUCCAUCUGAGGUUCAGCAACGGGCUGAUGGUGACGUGCUCCAAGGACAGGUCCAUCGCCGUCUGGGACAUGGCCUCCCCCACCGACAUCACCCUGCGCCGCGUCCUGGUGGGACACCGCGCUGCUGUCAACGUGGUGGACUUCGAUGACAAGUACAUUGUGUCAGCCUCAGGGGACAGGACCAUCAAGGUGUGGAGCACCAGCACGUGCGAGUUCGUGCGGACCCUGAACGGGCACAAGCGCGGUAUCGCCUGCCUGCAGUACCGGGACCGCCUCGUGGUCAGCGGCUCCUCGGACAACACCAUCAGGCUCUGGGACAUUGAAUGUGGUGCCUGUUUAAGAGUAUUAGAAGGCCAUGAAGAGCUGGUUCGCUGCAUCAGGUUCGACAACAAGAGGAUUGUUAGUGGAGCCUACGAUGGGAAAAUUAAGGUUUGGGACUUGCAAGCUGCUCUUGACCCUCGUGCUCCAGCAAGUACGUUAUGCUUGCGUACAUUAGUGGAACAUUCAGGACGUGUCUUUAGGCUCCAGUUUGAUGAAUUUCAGAUCAUUAGUAGUUCCCAUGACGAUACAAUUCUGAUUUGGGAUUUCUUAAAUGUGCCACCGAGUGCCCAGAAUGAGACCCGCUCUCCAUCUAGAACAUACACCUACAUCUCCAGAUAACAGUCUGCACUUUACUGCCCUCAGAAGGGUUCCACAGUCUUGAACUACUGGAUUUUUGGCUACUACAUGCCUGAAGAUGAUUGACAGCUAAAGUCAGAAUUGGUUCUAGAUGCUGUAUAGAUGCAAAGCAGCACAAUUCUAUAUCUAAAUUUCUUAAUCUUUCCUGCUCUCAGUGGUCGUCUUUGAAUUUGCUACAAAUUCACUGACUUGGAGUAGAUGAAUUUCAGAAGCCUAUCCUUCCCUGCUGUGAGAAAUCCAAAGCUUCACAUGUAAAUUGUCCGUAGAAACUGAACUCUGAUGGCUUGUUUUUCAGAUAUAAAUCAGAAGUCAAGAAAGGACUUGGCCUAAUUUAUAUUGCUUUGCACUUUUGUCUGACUUUAAAGAAAAAAAAACAUUCUCCAAUGAAAUUUGGGUGCCAAACACAUGCCCAGAAUGUACAGAGCUUUGCUUUCCAGUCACCACUGUCCUUUAGGCGUUCCCCAUGGCAGGUUCAGAGCCCGUUCUGUUCCGUAGGUGUACGUUGGACUCUUAGAAAUAUUUCUGACUUGCUCAGUAAUAUUUUUGGAUUACAGUUUACUUGUUUCUGCACCAAUAAUUUCUUUUAAAUUAAAGAUUCCCUGUAAUUCAGGCUAGGUUAUCUGAACUAGUUGUGUAGCACUGUCUUUUCCUUUGCCCUGUGCUCUGUACUCGCCGUCCUGUGCUUCCUGAUGUUUGCUGUAGUCCCCCUCCUUCCCUGUGUGCUUCCCUCAUCUCGGAUACUGUGUAAGCAUGUAGAUACCUUGUACAUACAGCAGAGCCUCUGGUGCCAGCCUCAGGGCGUCCUGACACUACACACUAACACUCAGCGUGCUGGCACUUGGCAGCAGGAUGUCCUGACUCCUGGCACUGGUGGUGACAUGAGUACCUAGACAUUGUCUCUGCAAAAGGAGGUUUUCAGUAUUCAUUAGUUGGGUUGUUUUUGUUUUGCUUUUGGUUUUGGUUGGUUUUUUUUAAUGGGAACUACAUAUUUUAAAAUGUAAUUUCUAAACUUUUUAAAAAUUAAAAACUGUUUAAUUUA